Molecule: messenger RNA, 3946 nt
Organism: Patiria miniata (bat star)
Lineage: Eukaryota; Metazoa; Echinodermata; Asteroidea; Valvatida; Asterinidae
Product: protein SON-like
Exons: 10
Coding region: 15-3068 (1017 amino acids)
Biological process (GO): regulation of cell cycle; regulation of mRNA splicing, via spliceosome
Molecular function (GO): RNA binding
Source: RefSeq, a predicted model, not a curated record
AAUAAUUCAGGUACAUGCACUGCCUAGGGAAAAUAAAAAUGGCAGGCCUGGACGAAGUUCUGCGAAGUUUUGCGCUUCAAAAAAUGCAAGAACUUAAGGAAAAACAACGGGAUGAGGAUACAGAGGACACAAAACCUGCCUUGGAUGAAUGCAAUGAAAGGCAGCAGUCAUCAGAUGCAACAUCGAAUUCCAAUGGUAAAGAUGAACACAAUUCUGCAAAUAAAGAAGUUAAAGCAGAAAUGGGAAAUGACGCCAUACAGAAGACAACAAAAACUUCCCCAGAGCAGCUCAAAAGUGAGAUUGAUGAAAACAUGAAGGAGGAAUCAAAGCCUAUGCAAAUGGAAACUUCCAGUAGCAAAGAUGGUAAAGAUAAGAAGAUUACUAUCAAGCUUCUCACAAAGAAAAUUGAACCUGAGGCAACGAUGCACAGGGAUGCAGAGGAAGAGGUGGCGGAAGAGGAGAUGGACGAUGUGGACAGUAGUACGGACAGUAGUGAUGAUGAAAACGAGGGGGAAGUGAAGGAUGGAAAGCCGUGGAGGAAGGUCUAUGAAGAAGGGGAGCUGUCACCGUCUAGUGAAAGCGAAGAGGAAGCGGACGGGGUGGCAGAAGGGGAGGCGGAAGGGGAGGGGGAAGGGGAGGAAGAAGCAAACGAAGAAGCAAACGUCACAAAGGAGGAUGGGAUGGACUCGGAUACGAGCGGAGAAAUCAAAGAUGAGGAUGCCAAGAAAUCCAAGAAACACAAAAAGCACAAACACAAGAAGCACAAACACAGCAAGGGUGAAACCAAGGAGGAGUCCCCAAAGGAGAAACAUAAACACAAAGACAAAAGCAAGAAGGACAAGAAGAAGGACAAACAGAAGAAAGAGCACAAGAGCAAGGAGAAGGACCCAGACAAAGACAAAAGCAAAGACAAGAAAAAAUCCAAAGAUAAAGCGAGCAAGGGUGAUGAAGUAGACAAAUUAAAGAAGGAAAAUGACUCUGGGAAAGACAAGCACAAGGAGAAGAGUGAGAAGAAAGAAGCCAAAGAAAAGAAACAUAAAAGCAGACACAAAGAGAAAGGCGGCGACUCUAAGGAAGAGAAAACGAAAAGCAGCAGCAAACGGAAACACAGGUCCGGAUCAAGGUCCCGUUCCCAAUCACCAUCCAAAUCCAAAUCCACAUCUCAUCACAAGAAGCGCAAGCGCUCAAAGUCCCGAUCGCGCUCCCCAAAGACUCACAAACACAGCCAGUCAACAAGGUUGAGAUCUAGAGAGGAAGCCUACUAUCGAAGCACGUCCCCUGACAGGUAUUAUUCCAGGCGCUAUGGCGCUGGCUCUGGCUCAAGAUACGUGCAACGGUCGCGCUCGAGAUCGCCACGCUCAGAUGAUGAGUUUAAAAUCGACAAGGCUAAGCUGCUGGAGAUUGCCAAGGCUAACGCCUACGCUAAGAUGCAAUCUGGGGAAUUCCCACCGUACAUGAAGCUGACACCAAAAAGUGUGGUAACCAAAGUGGACCCAAAGGAGAGGAGGAGUGUAGAGGAACUAACAGCCGUCUGCAAGGAGAUAGCAAGCAAGCAGCAGGACGACUCUGACUCUGAUGACUCUCCCAUCAAUAAACCUGUGGGAUCUGAUGAUGAGACUGAUGAACCGUUCAUUAGGCAUCCCUUCAAAGUCAGGGAGGCUCCAUUGGGCAAUGUGGGCAUUGUGAUGAACAUCAGAAAUGCUGUUCAGAAGCCAAUCCAAGACAAGGAGAUGCUUCGGCUAACCUUCCCAGUCUCCAGCGGCUCUCAGCACCGCAAGAAGGAAGACGAGCUGGGCCCCAAGCCUUACGGGGACUGGGUCUCCAUCGAGAAGAAACCUAAGAUGAUGGACCCAGUUGCUAAACCUACCACCAAGAUCAUGCCGACCCCUGGCACCGAGACGCUAACACCAGCAGAAGCAACACCAGGUGUUCCUGGAGUUACCACUGCAGUAACUGCACCUACAGUAACCGAUCCAGCAGCAGCAGCUGUUGCAGCUGCAGCAGCAGCAGCAGCAAUGCCCCCACCCCCUGUCCCACCCCCACCCACCACCGUAGCACCAGCGCCAGCACCAGAGAUCCCUACCCCUACCCCACCCAUGCCCCCACCCACGCCCCCAGCCCCACUCACCUUCGCCGGUAUCAUAUCCCCAGCAGGAGCGCUGCCGACAUCCAGCGCCAUCGCUGCAGCGUCGGCCAUCCCUGCAGCAGUUGCCGCUGCCGAGUAUGCAUCGGUGGCUGCUGCAGCAGCUGUGUCUAAGGCAAUGGCAGUGACGGUGCCGCCUGCGCCCAUCGGAGUUGCAGCAAUGCCUCCAGUUGCACAGAAAGACCAAGCCAAGGAGGACAAAGUGUUUGAAGAAAUUCCUAAUCAGAAGGUUGACAUUGCGGCCAUGGUGUCUGCGAGGCUGAAAGCAGCGAGACGGCUUGAACACAACCCUAACGAUGUGGAAGCACUGUCUGUCAUGCACAAGGCACAGACACAAAUCCGUAACUGGACAAUGGGUAAGCAGAAGCCAGGAAUGUUUACGGGCGACACGGGACUGAGGACGCUACGCCCACAGGAACUAGCCAACACAGACCCCAGAGCACAAGCAUGGGCAAAGAAGAACAUGUUCCGCAACCAGGCACCGAUCACUGGAGGCAACAAGGGGGCCAUGCUCAUGGCCAAGAUGGGCUGGCGGCAGGGGGAAGGGUUGGGCAAGAAUAACGAAGGGGCGCUGGAACCGCUGGCUCUGGACGUCAAAACUGACCGCAAAGGUCUGGUAGCAGAGGAUGAGCAGAGACGCAAGAGGACCGCGGUCCCCAAGACGGUCUUCAAGGACCUGUCAGGCAAGCACCCCGUCUCGGCUCUCAUGGAGAUAUGCAACAAGAGGAAGUGGGCCCCACCGGCAUUUGAUCUGGUGCAGGACAAGGGACCGGCACACAAGAAGAAUUUCAUCUUCAAGGUGCGCAUCAACAAUGAAGAGUACCAGCCAUCCGCCUCAUGCCCCAACAAGAAGCAGGCCAAGGCACAGGCCGCUGCCGUCGCUCUGCAGAAAAUGGGACUCAUUCCACCUGAUCAAGUCAUGUGAUCAAAGCCUUGGCACCUGAUCAGUGCAUGUGAUCAAGGCCCUGUCUUGUACAAUCAUGUGAUCGUUGAUUUAAAUUGAGGCCUUGCAUCAAUUGAUCAAUCCAUUUGAUCAACACUCAAAAUCACACAAUCAUUUCCAUGUCAUAACUGCCUCGUGUCACCUGAUCACUCUACCAAUCACCUGAUAAUACCAUGUGAUCCAUGCCUUGUAUCACGUGAUAACUUGCAUGUAUGCACCUAAUCACUUUUAAAAUACUUGUCAAGGACUCCAAACAGCCGAGUCUACAACCAACAACUUACACCACUUUACUGACACGCGUUGGAGCCCCAUUGCAUCUUAUAGGUCAUGUGACACUCCUGUCACAUGAUAUCACAUGACAAUGUCACAUGAUAACUAGCAUGUACACAACUGCAUGACCAACUCUUUGCCAAACAUACCAGCUCUCUAAAACCCAUUAGCACUUGUACUACACCGUAUUCACUUUCUGAUGAAUCUGAACACCAUAGCAUGCCAAGGCAGUUUGGGGCGGUAUAACGAGUAACAGGCUGGGCGGUUUGGGGCGGUAUAAGGAGUAACAGGCUGGGUGGUUUAGGGCAGAACAGGGACUAAUAGGUCAAUGUCCAAAGCUUCAAACCAAAGCUUCUGUUCAAACGAUUAUGUUUUACAAAAUCAAUGUAUUCUGUUUCCUGCACUAAUCUAUUUUGAAGGCAAUGCAGAGCCUUAAUCAAGCCAUGGAGUUCCCCUACCACAUUCAGUUCAUGUAAUGGACGACCAUUAUCAGAUGUUCACUAAACCAUGUACUUCACAAAUCCAUGCAAGUUUUAUGUUUUUUAAGUUAAUGUAAAUAAAAUAAAAUAAAAGAAAGUUAAAAACUGAAA